AUGAAGAGCCUGUGUGUAUCUUUACUCCUACUGCAGCUCCUUGGGACGUCUUUAUGUCAGUUCCCUCGCCCGUGUGCCAACUCAGAGGGACUACGGACCAAAGAGUGCUGCCCGGUGUGGGACGGUGAUGGCUCAGCCUGCGGUGCCCUGUCAGGCCGUGGGUUCUGCACUGAGGUGGUGGUCUCAGAUGAGCCCCACGGGCCCCAGUACCCACAUAGCGGGAUUGAUGACAGAGAGCAAUGGCCUUUAGCUUUCUUUAACCGGACGUGCCGUUGUGCUGGAAACUAUGGAGGUUUUAACUGUGGAGAAUGCAGGUUCGGUUACUGGGGUCCAAGCUGUGCUGAAUACAGGGAAUCAGUGCGCAGGAACAUCCUGACCCUGUCAGUUGCUGAGCAACAGAAGUUUGUCUCUUAUCUGAACCUGGCUAAAAACACCAUCAACCGUGAGUACGUUAUCUCCACAGCAACAAGAGCAGAGAUGGGUGAAAAUGGUGAGAACCCCAUGUUCUCUGACAUCAACACCUAUGACCUGUUUGUCUGGAUGCACUACUACGUCUCCCGGGACGCCUUCUUGGGAGGGCCAGGUAACGUGUGGAGAGACAUCGACUUUGCCCAUGAAUCUGCAGCCUUUCUGCCGUGGCACCGAGUCUACCUGCUGCACUGGGAGAAUGAGAUAAGGAAGCUGACGGGAGAUUUUAACUUCACCAUCCCAUACUGGGACUGGAGGGAUGCCCAGUCCUGUGAGGUGUGCACCGAUGCUCUGAUGGGUGGACGCAGUCCCCUCAAUCCCAACCUCAUCAGCCCUGCCUCUGUCUUCUCCUCAUGGAAGGUCAUCUGCACCCAGCCAGAGGAGUACAACAGCCGAGAAGCAUUGUGUAACUCUACCGGGGAGGGUCCACUGUUGCGUAACCCCGGCAACCAUGAUCCGAACCGCGUGCCUCGACUUCCCACAACAGCUGAUGUGGAAUUCACUGUGAGCCUCCCUGAGUACGAGACGGGACCCAUGGACCGAUUCGCCAACAGGAGCUUUAGAAACGUCCUAGAGGGCUUUGCCAGUCCAGAGACAGGUACGGCAGUGCCAGGCCAGAGCACCAUGCACAACGCCUUGCAUGUCUUCAUGAAUGGCUCCAUGUCCUCAGUGCAGGGUUCAGCCAAUGACCCCAUAUUCCUGCUGCACCACGCUUUCAUUGACAGCAUCUUUGAGCGCUGGCUCAGGACCCACCAACCUCUCCGGAACAUCUACCCACGUGCCAAUGCCCCCAUUGGCCACAAUGACGGUUACUACAUGGUGCCCUUCCUGCCUCUCUUUAGAAACGGAGACUAUUUCCUGUCCAACAAGGCUCUAGGAUACGAGUAUGCCUACUUGUUGGAUCCUGGUCAGAGGUUUGUGCAGGAGUUCCUGACACCCUACCUCCAGCAGGCCCAGCAGAUCUGGCAGUGGCUCUUGGGAGCUGGUAUCCUCGGGGCUCUGAUCGCUGCGAUCAUCGCUACACUGAUUGUUGUUGCAAGGAGGAAAUGGAAGCGUAACCAGAGGAGGAAGAGGGCGUCAAGCUACGGAGAGAGACAGCCACUACUGCAGAGCAGCUCAGAGGAAGGCUCAGCUUCAUAUCAGACUACUCUGUAACACACACAGAUACUGUACAUACAGAUGUUUAUGAAUGUAUAAACUAUUAGGGACACUUGGUAUUUUCAUGAGGCAAAUAAAUGAGAUGAAUCUGAGUACAAACCUUCACUUCUUAUUGAUUCCUGGUAACAGAUCUAAUUAAAUUUCAAAGUAAAAGAUGAAGGUACAGAUGAGUUAGAGAAGCAUCUUUAAAAAGUCAGUUCAACCCCAUCUUAAAAAAAAUAUUCUACCCUCAUAACAUCUAACAGAUAGUUGUGUGUGAUGUCUUUGCUUUUGAGAUUUCUGCUGCUGAGACGUUUCUACCUCAUUACAAUGGUGGUGAAGUGAAUUUCAUUUGUGUUGGUCAAAGCACUGAAGAAUUGCAGCAACAUGUCUUUACAGAAACACUGUCAGCUUUUAACAGCCUCAAAAAGGUAAAAGAAAGAAAAACCCCUUGUGAUUAUCUUGGUUUGCAGAGUUUUUCAAACAUAUUGAAAGAUUUUCUGACACUUUCAAGUUUUUAAGGCAACAGAAACACAUUUCCCUUCACUUCCAGUGUAUUUGGGUAGUGACAGAACAAACCGCUAUAGAUAUCUCAGCAAAUGAAACUUUACCAGUUUGAAUGGCUACUAGAGGGGAUUUAGGUGAACUGACUCUUUAAAGUUUGAGACAUUAUGGACAAGGAGCAAGAAGCCAAAAUCAUUAAGAUGUCCCUGAUAUUUUAUACAUUCAGUCGAUACAGGUAAGAAACAUUGUGACACACAAACUCACAGACUUUCAGAGCCAUUAAGCGUUCAUCAUUAAUACAACACAUGUCAGUGUUCAAAUGAAAAAGUUUUAAACACUACACAGUCUAUUUUCUUGCAGCUAUUUGAACUCUGACUUGCGUCGGUUUAGAGAGCUCACCUUGGAGAACAUUUGCUGUCUAUUUACACAAGCUAUUC
Messenger RNA from Toxotes jaculatrix (banded archerfish), 2546 nucleotides. RefSeq names its product tyrosinase (gene tyr). The coding region runs from base 1 to 1623 and encodes 540 amino acids. The record is from RefSeq and is a predicted model, not a curated record. Gene Ontology annotation, biological process: pigmentation; melanin biosynthetic process. NCBI's taxonomy places the organism in Eukaryota, Metazoa, Chordata, Actinopteri, Toxotidae. The transcript has 5 exons. Gene Ontology annotation, molecular function: tyrosinase activity.